GCUGCAGUGUCGCAAAAGUAAAAGAUCUCAGUAGUUCUUCCACCGCUGAGGUAAAGUCAGUAUUACAUUACAUGAAUACAAGGACAUUUUUCCGAGGCACAUGAGAGGAGUGUGUGGUCAUGUACAAAAGCUACCAUGGGUCUACUAGGUGGCGUCUCCCCCUCACUGGGAUUAGCUGUCUUCUCUUUCAGCACUCCCUGAAUUCCAUUCCGCCUUUUAGUUUCUCGGCAGCGCUCUGUCUGCUCUAUCCCAGCGCAGGACUUCCCUGUGACUUGCAAGACCGCAUUUAGUCCCACAACAAGUCCAAGUUUCGGAGUGCACGAGAGGAGAAGCACGUUCGGAGUCCCCUCCGAGUCGAUAUUUCACGUCUGUGCGCAAAAGCAGCGCGAAAAGGAUCCUUUUUUUUUCCUCUUUUCUUUUUUUUUCCUUUUUUUUUUUUUUUUUACCUGUUGAUGAAGUCCCACCGGGCGUGGGGCGCAGAGGAGCAGCCGGGUUUCUUCACAGAGAAGAAAAGUCUGAAAACGGUGCAGAUAUCACACCGCUCCAGUGGCCAGGAGGAGUGAAGGACCUCGGGUUUUUCCUUUUUUCCCCAGCAUUUGCAGCCUAUGCUGGGUUGGUGGAAAAUGGGCACUCCGACCACUUCGAUCUGUGGACUUAUCCUCUUCUUGAUACUCACAUGCCAGCUGGUCACUGUGACUCAGGCUUCCAAGGUGUGGGGAGAGGUCCCUCUGCCAGAAGACUUGGAGGCAGAGAAAGAUGUCAAGGCGUCACAGAGCUUACUGGACGAUGACGAGGACUUUGCUGCUGAUGAAGCCUCAGGAGAUCUGCCCAGUGGAGAGGAUGAUGGAAGUGCACCAUGGCCUCCGGUCCCUGAGAGCACAAAACACUGGUCGGACCCUUCAUAUGUGGGGAACAUACAGAGCCCAGUCGAGCAAGAAUACAUUUAUUAUUACAGAGCUCUUGUCAACUUCACCGACUCCCUGGUCUACGGCCCUGAGCUUGAAGACAUCUUCUCUCCAGCCUUUAAUGAGAUCACUGAAGCAGUGGUGGACACGCUGGAGUCGGAGUACAACAGAAUUCCAGGUGUCCAGACAGUCAGCGUGGUCCUCAUUAAGAAGGUUAUAAGAGACGAUGGUGUGGAUGUAUUUGUCGAGUUGGAUGUGGGGUCUGACUACAACAGCAAUGAAGAACAGAUCCGCAGCGUGCUCUACAAUGUGGUGAAGGAGGGAGCCAUUGCUUCCUACGUAACAUCAGUCCAGGGCUUUCAGUUCAGACAGCUUGGAGAAGUAAUCCCCAGCAUCAGACCAUGCAUGCCAGAUGAGCACAGGUGUGGUGAUGGGACAUGUAUCCUGAUGGAAUACCUGUGUGACAACAGACCAGACUGCAAAGACAUGAGUGAUGAGACCAAUUGUGAUGUAAAAAGGCCGGUCGCUCCAGUCACCCCAGCUCCUGGGACCACAACCACCGCCAAGAAGCCCCCACGCCCCCCCGUGCUACCUGGACCCUGCAGAGCGGAUCAAGCCACAUGCCAGAGCGGAGAGUGUAUCCCUCGAGACUACAUCUGUGACGGAGAGAGGGACUGCUCGGAUGGAAGUGACGAGUUCAGAUGUGGUACUCCGUCUCCCUGUGAACCUAAUGAGUUCAAAUGUAAAAAUGGUCGCUGUGCCCUCAAGCUGUGGCGCUGCGAUGGCGACAACGACUGUGAGGAUAACUCAGAUGAAACAGACUGCCCCACCAAGGGUCCUGGUGACAGGUGUGCUCCUGAGCAGUUUGAAUGCCUGAGCGAUCGCACCUGCAUCCCAGCUAGUUACCAGUGUGAUGAAGAGCCAGACUGCCCUGACCGCUCUGAUGAGUACGGCUGCACCCCUCCCUCUGUGACAAGCCCGCCAGAGGAGUCCAUUCAGGCAGCACGGGGGGCGACGGUGACAUUCACCUGUCAGGCUGUCGGAGUGCCAACUCCCAUCAUCACCUGGAGGCUUAACUGGGGACACAUUCCUGUCAGUGGCAGGAUCUCCAUGACCAGCGAGAAUGGGCGUGGCACCCUCACCAUUCGUGACGUGAAAGAGGCAGAUCAGGGGGCAUACACCUGUGAGGCCAUCAACGCUAAAGGCCUGGUGUUUGGUAUCCCUGAUGGAGUGCUAACUCUCACAUCGAAUCCAAACCCAGGCAACUGUCCUGAUGGUCACUUCAGUGUGUCGGGCCGCUGUGUGCCCUGCUUCUGUGCUGGAAUCACCAAGAACUGCAAGAGCACUGGCCGCUACCGCAACCAGAUGAGUCUGCGUUUCACUGAGGAGGACGACUUUAAAGGAGUGAAUGUCACUUACCCAUCCAGACCAGGCACUCCUCCUCUCUCCUCCACUCAGAUCCUCAUCAACCCUGAAAUGGAAGAGUUCCAGCUUGUUGAUCUGUCGCGUCGUUUCCUUAACCUUGACUCCUUCUGGACCUUGCCACGCCACUUUCUGGGCAACAAGAUCGACUCCUAUGGAGGAUCCCUGAAGUUCAAGGUGCGGUACACAUUGGCCCGCGGUCUGUCUGAGCCUGUGGAGAAGCCGGAUGUGAUACUUGUUGGAAAUGGACGCAGGCUCGUGUACCGCAGAAGUGGUGCCACCCCUGCCCGAGUGGUCAACCAGAAAGAUAUAAAAUUCACUGAAGAUAACUGGCAGCACUCCAAUGGCCGGUCUGUGAGCCGCGAGGAUCUGAUGAUGACACUGGCCAACCUGGACAGCAUCAGCAUCCGCACCAUCUAUGACGACCACAUGGUCAGCGUGGCGCUCAGUGAUAUCGUCAUGGAUACCACCAGCGUGGAGUUCAGCACUAUGGGUCAUGCUAAGAAUGUUGAAGAGUGCAGAUGUCCUCCUGGAUAUGCAGGCCUGUCCUGUGAGAUGUGUUCCCCUGCUUUCGAGCGUGUCCCUGGUGGUUCCUAUCUUGGCACCUGCGCCGGCUGUAAUUGUAAUGGACAUGCCACCGCCUGUGAUCCAAUCAGCGGGCACUGUCUGAGCUGCCAGCACAACACAGAGGGCCCUCAGUGUGACAAGUGUCGCCCCGGCUACUUUGGUGACCCGAGUCGAGGUCGCCCCGAUGACUGCAAACCCUGCCCCUGCCCAUACUAUGAGACCUCACGCCGGUUCUCUGACACCUGCUUCUUGGAUACUGACCAACAGCCAACAUGUGAUGCCUGCAGGCCCGGCUACACAGGAAGACGCUGUGAAAAGUGUGCUCCUGGUUUCCAGGGUAACCCCCUUCUACCUAAUGGAAAAUGUGUUCCUAACCAAAACUCCAAGUGUGAUAACAGAGGAACCAUCAACUCCAACAGCAGGCCAUGCAGCUGCAAGAACAAUGUGGCAGGCGCUCUGUGUGAUGGGUGUAAGGCCGGGUUCUUCCACCUAUCAGAGGCCAACCCUGAUGGCUGUCUGCGUUGUUUCUGUAUGGGCGUCACCAAACAGUGCGCCAGCUCCACUUGGAAUAGAGAUCAGGUGCGGGGAGGAGUAAACGGGCAGCUCUUUUCCCUCUCCAACAGUGCCAACACUAAAACUAUCUCUGAAGGCAUCUCCCAGAGGGGCUCCUCUGAAGUUGUCUACCGCUCCUUCUCCAGCGUCCCCAAUGACAUCUACUACUGGGUCCUGCCUGAGAGCUUCAGAGGAGAUAAGGUGACAGCCUAUGGUGGGGAGCUUCGCUACACCGUGCGUUUUGAACCAUCUCAGCGCUCACUUGUGAUUGACGGUCAGCCAGAUGUGGUUCUCCAGGGCAAUGGCAUCUUCUUGGAACACUACUCACAGACCAAGGCCCUCCCACGUGUCCCACAAACUAUCACUGUGACCUUCAGAGAGUCUGCAUGGCGUCGUGCUGAUGGGCAGCCGUGCACUCGUGAGCACCUCCUGAUGGCUCUGGCUGAUGUUACUGUCUUCAUGAUCAGGGCCACCUACGCAGACAACAUGGCUGAGAGCAGUAUCUCAGACAUCAGGAUGGACAUUGCUGUUCCUCACUCUACUGGUAGUGAACGUGCUCUGGAGGUGGAAGAGUGUGCCUGCCCUCAGGGAUACAGAGGACCUUCUUGCCAGGAGUGUGAUGAAGGUUAUACUCGCACCAGCUCUGGCCUUUACCUGGGCACUUGUGAGAGGUGCGACUGCAACGGACACGCCAGCAGCUGUGACCCGGAGACUGGCAGGUGUCUGCAAUGUCUACAUAACACUGCCGGGCCAAGGUGUGAACGCUGUCAGAAUGGUUUCUAUGGAAACCCUGCAACGGGUGGUGCCCAGGCCUGCCAGCCCUGCCCCUGUCCUGGAACUGCAUCCAGCAACCAAUUCUCCCCGACCUGUUACCUAGAGUCAGACGGUCAGCCAACCUGUGACAACUGCCCCCCUGGAUACACUGGUCGACGCUGUGAGAGAUGUGCUCCAGGAUACACUGGCAACCCACUGCUGGGACAGAGAUGUGUUGUUGGCAAUGAAGUCAAUGCUAACUGCUACAACUGUGACCAAAGAGGAAGUGAAGGCUGCAAUGGUGGUCUGUGCCGCUGCAAGAUGAAUGUUGAGGGCCCAUCCUGCUCCAACUGUAAGCCUGGAACUUUCCAUCUUAGCCCGGAAAACAAAGAUGGCUGCCUGUCCUGUUUCUGUACGGGUGUUACUCAGCAGUGCUCCAGCUCUACCUACUACAGAGACCUGGUAUCCUCAGUCUUUUCACCAGGGAAUUUCCAGGGAUUCGCCCUGGUAAAUCGUCAACGCACCAACCGCAUCUCUACCGGUUUCACGGUGGAGGUUUCCACUCAAGGCACUCAGCUGUCGUACAGCAACUUUGACUACCUGGGGCAGGAGCCUCACUAUUGGCAGCUUCCCGGGGCCUUCCAGGGAGACAAGUAUGCUCUGGUCCACAAAGGUUUCAGCUCGUUCCAGGAUGAUCUGCUCUACUGGCAGCUCCCAGCGCAGUUCACAGGGGAUAAGGUGGGAUCCUAUGGUGGUAAACUUAAAUACACCAUCUCCUAUGUGGCUGGUCCAGGAGGAACACUAAUUCAUGAUGCCGACAUCCAGAUCAUUGGUAACGACAUCACUCUGGUAGCUGGUCAGUCUUGGAACAGGAAUGACCUCGAAGGCAGGCAGACUAGGCCGUUUGUGUUUGUCUUCAGAGAGGAAAACUGGCGGCGUCCUGAUGGCAUGCCUGCCACCCGAGAGCACCUGAUGAUGGUUCUGGCUGAUCUGGAUGACAUCCUGAUCCGAGCAUCCUACUCCUCUGAGACGCGCUCCUCUAGUAUCUAUGAUAUCAGCAUGGAAGUUGCAGUGCCCAACUACAGUGGCUUGCCACAGGCCCUCGAGGUGGAGCAGUGCCGCUGCCCACCUGGAUACCAGGGACUGUCCUGUCAGGACUGUGCACCUGGAUAUACUCGCACUGGGGGAGGUUUGUACUUGGGUCACUGCGAGCUCUGUGAGUGCAACGGCCACUCUGAUUCAUGCCACCCUGAGACUGGCAUCUGCACGAGCUGCCUACAUAACACCCAGGGUGAGCUCUGUGAGCACUGCGCCCCAGGCUUCUUUGGCGACCCCACUGUUGGCACUCCAGAGGACUGCCAGCCCUGCGCCUGCCCUCACACUGACCCAGAAAACCAGUUCUCCCCAACCUGUGAGAGCCUUGGAAAUGGAGGCUACCAGUGUACUGCCUGUCAGCCUGGAUACACUGGCCAGUACUGUGAACGUUGUGCUCCUGGAUAUACUGGCAACCCACAGGAGAGAGAGAAGUGUCGUCCAUACGAUGCUGCAGCCUCCCUGGUGGUGAGGGUUUAUCCAGAGAGGGUCCUGGCAUCCCAGGGUGGGCCUGUCACUCUGCGGUGUCAGGUGUCUGGCUCUCCUCCACACUAUUUCUACUGGUCCAGAGAGGAUGGACGUCCCAUCUCAGGCAGUGCCGACAGACGUAGACAAGGAGCAGAACUUUACUUCCCCACUGUCCAGCCGAGUGAUGCCGGUGUCUACAUCUGUACCUGCAGAGACCAGCACAGCACCAACAGGAGCCAUGCUGAAAUUGUUGUUACAAGUGUCCCAACCAAACCCAUUGAGGUGACAGUUGAGGAACCCAAAGCCCAGACUGUCAGGGUGGGGUCUACUGUCAGCUUCAUCUGUACUGCAAAGAGCAAGUCGCCAGCCUACACUCUGGUAUGGACCCGGCUGGGUAACGGAAAGCUUCCCAACCGUGCCAUGGACUUCAACGGCAUCCUGACGAUUCAGAACGUCCAGCCCGAGGACGCUGGCGUUUACAUUUGCACUGGCUCCAACAUGUUUGCCAUGGACGAGGGCAACGCCAUCCUCUACGUGCCAGAGGCCUCACAGACUCAGAUGUUUUACACAGCCUAUGAAAUGUUUGAAGGACACAGAAAGCCUGCAGAGGGGGCCCAGCCCGUGGCCACCGUCACUCCCUCAGUGCUGAAUGUCCAGCAGGGCCAGAGGGCAGAGUUUCGCUGCACAGUGACUGGGAACCCAACCCCUGCCAUUGAAUGGAUUGGAGGUCCGGGGAACAGAAUGAGUCCCAGGGCUGUGAUAAGAGGUGGUAUAUUGACCUUCACAGCAGUGGACUCAGCUGAUGAGGGAGAAUACAUCUGCAAGGCCCUGAACACUCACGGCGAGCACACAGCACGGGCUUCCCUAUUCAUCCAAAAGUCCAACCCAAGUGGCCUAGGCACCCAGCCCCAAGUCCAAGUCAGUCCCCAAAAUAUUGAAGUCCACGAGGGUGACACCUUGAGGUUGUACUGCAGAGCAUCAGGAUCACCCACCCCAAAGCUCACCUGGCUGAAAAACGGAGGACAAAUCCCUCCACAGGCCAUUCCCUCUCACGGUUUCCAUCAGUUUAAAAGCAACAGUCUCGAUGUGUUACAGAGACGUAUUGAGGAGCUGCAGGCUCGCAUGGACCGCACAGACAUCGGUACUCUGCUCAUCCCCAACAUCAAGAUGUCCGACUCGGGCACUUACAUGUGUGUCGGCAGCAACAGCAUUGGCUCAAACAGUGCUCCCGUUAAAGUCACUGUGCUCAAAGCGGACCAUAUUUCCUCAGCUGUCAGCAUCCAGCCAUCUAUAGCUGACGUCCAGGAGGGCCAGAGUCUGGAGCUCAACUGUUUUGCUCCUGGAAAUCCACCACCCCAAGUCACCUGGACAAGAGCCAGUGGCCGCCUCUCCUCCAACCACCAGGUUCUGGGCAGUCAGCUGCGUAUCCUGUCAGCCUCUCAAGAGGACUCAGGAGAGUAUAUUUGUCGGGUGCAGGGCAACCCUGGAAACUCAGGAUCUCAAAUCCGCCAGGCCUCUGUAUCUGUGUCAGUCACUUCAUCUUCUUCACGUCUUCAGAGUCCAAUCAUUGCCAUUGAGCCCCACAGUGCUGCAGUGCGUGUGGGGGAGUCAGCCAGCUUCAGGUGCAGGGUCUACAGCGGAGAAGAGCCUGUCAGACUGGAGUGGAAACUGGCCAACAACCAGCCACUGCCAGAUAAUGUCAAAGUUGGACCUGAUGGUUCUGUUCUUACCAUUACCAACGCCCGCCCUGUCAACCAUGGUGCUUACCGUUGUGUGGCGAGCAACCUAUACGGCAUCACCCACACCAUUGUGUCUUUGAUUGUCAAAGAGUCUCCUGUGGCCACCGUCACCCCUGUUGGACCUGUGCGGAUCAGGGUGGGUGAACCCAUCAACCUUGAGUGCCAGGCAUCAGGAGAGCCCCGCCCUUCAGUCUCAUGGCACAGGCUGGAUAGCAACCGUAAGACCAUGCUGAGCAGCCCUGUGCCCAUGGAGUCCAAUGCCGUCAUGCAGAUACUUGUGGCACGUCCAGAAGACAGUGGCAUGUAUGUGUGCACAGCUCGCAACAAUGAGGGCACCACUGAGACCAAGGUGGAGGUGAUCGUUGAGGGAGGAUCUCAAGUGCCCUCUGUGCCCAGGGCAUCUGUUCCUGAGCCGCUGAUGGUUGUGGUGGAAGGACAGACCACAACACUGCACUGUGAGGCCCACGGUUUCCCAUCCCCGACAAUCACCUGGUCCAAGCUGAGGUCUCCUCUACCUUGGAGACACAAGGUGGUGAACAAUAGCCUGGUGCUGCCCGGCGUGGGCCGCCAAGACUCUGGAGAAUACAUCUGCACUGCCACCAACAACAUGGGCACCACUGAAGUCACCAUCAUGCUCGAUGUAGAGACUCCUCCUUAUGCCACGUCUCUGCCUGAUGAUGUGGCAGUGCGGGUUGGGGAGGUGAUCAGGUUGCAGUGCCUGGCCCAUGGCACCCCUCCGCUGACCUACACUUGGACCAAGGUGGAUGGAAACCUGCCCCCAAGGGCCCAGGUUAACGGUGGAGAUCUCCAGAUCAACCUGGCUACUGCUGAGGAUGCUGGGAGCUACAAGUGUGUGGCCGGCAACAAAGUGGGCAGCAGUGAAGUGGUUGCUAAAGUCACAGUCAGAUCCCCCUUGGCAGUCCGUGUGUCACCCCAGGUUGAGGUAAAGGCCCAAGGCAGUGCUGUGGAGUUCACUUGUUCGGCAGCAGGUGGAAUAGAAACCAAAAUUGAGUGGCUGAAGGAAGGAGGUUCCCUGCCACCAAACCAUCAUAUCAAGGAUGGGGUGCUCAGGAUUGAGAACCUCGAGCAGAGCAAUGAAGGUGUUUAUAUCUGCAGAGCCAGCAGUGUGUAUGGUCAGGCUCAGGACACUGCCAGGCUGACCAUCCAAGCUUUGCCAAAGGUGAUGAUCAAUGUGCGUACUUCAGUGCAGACUGUGAUGAUUGGGAACUCUGUGGAGUUUGAAUGUCAGGCUGUUGGUGAUCCUGAGCCCACAGUGAAGUGGAGUAAAGUUGGCGGCUCUCUGCCGGCCCACAUCAUGGUAAAGGGAGGCAUGCUGAAGAUCGAGCAGGUGACGGAGGCUGAUGCCGGGCAGUAUCGCUGUACAGCCACCAAUGAUGUAGGCUCAGUACAGUCCCAGGUGGUCCUUAACGUCCAGUCACUUCCUCAAAUUGCUGCGCUGCCAGAAACUAAGGAGGUGACAAUAGGGUCUGACGCAGUCUUGCCCUGUGUGGCGUCAGGAUACCCUGUACCUGACAUCAAAUGGUCCAAGCUGGAAGGAGAGCUUCCUCCUAAGUGUUUCCAGGAAGUCAAUGUGCUCACGGUUCCUGGGGUCACCCCAGAGGAUUCUGGGACAUAUGUCUGCACUGCCUCUAACAAACAGGGCAAAGUGGAAGCCUUUACUACACUUGAAGUUCAUGAGAGAGUGAUGCCAUAUUUUGCCCAGGAGCCCCUGUCCUACCUCACUCUGCCCACCAUCAAAAAUGCCUACAAGGCUUUCAGCAUCAAGAUCAACUUUAGACCUGAUAAUGUUGAUGGUCUCAUAUUGUAUGCUGGUAUGAUCCUCUACAAUGGCCAGAGGAGGACUACAGGAGCUGACUUUAUCUCUCUGGGACUUGUUGGCGGUCGCUUAGAGUUCAGGUUUGAUGUGGGCUCCGGCAUGGCCACCAUACGUGACCCUAACCCCAUCAAACUGGGAGAGUUUCACACAGUUGAACUGUAUCGAAACCACACCCUGGGCUAUAUCAUUGUAGACGGAGGGGAGCCCAUCAACGGCAGUUCACAGGGCAAGUUCCAGGGCUUGGAUCUGAAUGAGGAGCUGCAUGUGGGUGGUUACCCCAACUACACAGUCCUCGCCAAAACUGCUGGCAUCAAGACCGGGUUUGUUGGCUGUAUCCGUCAGCUGGUCAUUCAAGGUGAGGAGGUCAUCUUCAAAGAUCUUGACCGCAGCUCCACUGGUGUCACAAACUGUCCCACCUGCAAAGAUCACCCAUGCCAGAAUGACGGGAGGUGUGAGGACUCAGAUGCCAGCUUGUAUAAGUGCAGCUGCCUCAAAGGAUUCACAGGCAGCAAUUGCCAGCACCACUCAUCCCUGCACUGUCACUCAGAGGCCUGUGGACCAGAUGCGACUUGCAUCAAUCGGCCAAACAGCCUGGGUUAUGACUGCCGCUGUCAUCUUGGCAAGUUUGGAAACAAAUGCAUGGAUGGGGAACUGGUGACCACUCCACUGUUUGACGGUGAGGAGUCAUACAUAGCCUAUCCUCCCCUGACCAACAUCCAUGACGACUUGCGUGUUGAGCUGGAGUUCAAACCGCUGGAGAGAGAUGGCCUGAUGUUCUUCUGUGGGGGGAAGAAAAUGAAGGUGGAGGACUUCGUAGCCAUCUCCAUGGUGGAGGGACACGUAGAGUUCAGAUAUGAACUGGGCACAGGCCAGGCAGUCCUUCUGAGUCAGAAGCCAGUCUCUCUGGGUCAGUGGCACAGAGUUGUGGCCGAGCGGAACAAGAGGGCCGGCCACCUGAAGGUCGACCAAGGCCCAGUGGAGAGGAGGUCAUCUCCAGGAAAAGCCCAGGGCCUCAAUAUCCACACUGCCAUGUACCUGGGUGGAGUCCCCAACAUGGACAUCCUGCCUAAGCCCGCCAAUGUCAGCGAAAUGUUUGAGGGAUGUAUAGGAGAGGUUUCCAUCAACAACAAGAAGGUGGAUCUGUCCUACAGCUUCACAGAAAGCAGAUCCAUUCGCAAGUGUGUGGACAACAGCCCCUGUGACCGCUGGCCCUGCCUGAAUGGUGGUGACUGCAUGUUAAGUGCUGAAUAUGAAUAUCAGUGCCUCUGUAAGGAUGGCUUUGAAGGUGAGCGUUGUGAGGUGGUGAAAGACGUGUGCCAGAGCAACCUUCAAUGCCAGAAUGGCGGUAGCUGUGUUGACGGCCAGUGUGUGUGUGCUCCCGGCCACGCAGGUCUGAACUGUGAAGAAAGCCAGGUAUCCAGCUUCCCCGAGGCCCUGUGGAAUUUGGAAGCUAGCGAGGCGAAUGAUUCACCCUAUCAGUAUGCAGCUCAUUUCCACAAUAAUGGCUACAUCGCCCUUCCUAAAGCAAUCUUCCCAAGAAGUGCCCAUGACUCGCCAGAGACCAUCGAACUGGAGAUCAACACCGGCUCCUCUGAGGGUCUGAUCCUGUGGCAGGGAGUGGAGACCACUGGCGCACGCAAUUUGCGAAAGGUGCAUGCUAGUAAAAAGGAACUUGGAGAACAUGGCAAAGGCAAGGACUUCAUUAGCCUCGGCCUACAGAAUGGACACCUUGUUUUCAGUUACCAGUUGGGCAGUGGAGAGGCAGAGAUCUUGUCCCGGAAGUCCAUCAAUGAUGGGAGAUGGCAUAAGGUUACGGCAGUCAGAACUGGAAAAGACGGAUACAUCCAGAUCGAUGGAGGAGACGCACUACACGGACAGUCUAAGGGCAAAAGCCUCAUGGUCAACACCAAAGGCAGUAUAUACCUUGGUGGAGCACCAAACAUGGCUGCUAUGACAGGAGGGAAGUUUUCCUCGGGAAUGACAGGCUGCGUGAGGAACCUGACACUGAUGAACGCCCGGCCGGGACAGCAGCCAGCCCAAGCCAUCGACCUGCAAUCCCACGCAGCCCACGGCAACGUGCAGCCAUGCUCUUCAUAGACCGCAUCAUACACAUGCAAAGACAAACACACACAUACACAUAUACACACAGAGACUAUGGAGUGAUGCCACACACACACACACACACACACACGCACACACACACACACACACACACACAGCAGACUCACACAGAGGGACUGACACACAAUAGAACCUGACACAAACUUGGUGCUUUGCUGCUACCAAAAAACAAGACGACACAACAGGAUACGUUUCUCUGUGUGCAGUUAAACCAAAAAAGAGAAAAAUUGAAACGAUAUUAACAAGUCUUCUCUUCCUCAGUGUUGUAUUCUCAAUGAAGGACUAUUAACACAGGAGAACCAGUUCAGUUUACAUACUUCCAGCAGUAGUUUUAGCCAUGAGAAGAGUAAGAGUAAAACGUAUUAAGCCUUCUACGAUGGGUCAGAUCCUAUGGAGUUGGAGAUGUUUUUACAGCACUGAAUUUUUAUUUAUAUACAUAUGAAUAUAUAUAUAUAUAUAUAUUAUAUUUGUGGGGGAAAACAUGCAAACUAACCAUAACUGCUCUUCAACUUUCCUAGAGUUUAUUCUGGGUUCUAAUACUGUGUGUCCAGCGGUUUUUAUAGGCCUAACUGUAUUAAUACUUGAAGACGUUUAGGCCUUCUUUCUUCACUUCUGUAGAGGAACCUUUUUUUUUUUUUUUGCGCGAGCAUGCUUGCAGUCUUUUGCCAAUGUUGGGAGAGGAGCGCACACGGUCACAGUCACAUGCAGCUUCAGUACACAACUCAGGUCGUCAAAAACAAAUUAAUAACCGCAAAUGUUACAAGUACUGCUGCUUUAACUCAACUGAAAUGAUUUUGCUUCACGAGUCAUUUGCCUUCACAACACUGUUGUGUCUUCUGUGUCUGUAUUUGUUCUUUUUUAUAAAAAAAAGAAAGAAACCUUGGUGCUAACGUCAGACAUGAAGAUACAGCACAUAGUCAUAUGGUUGCCUGUUGCAUUGUAGAAAUGUACAUGUAGAGGUGUCUUUUAGUAAUUUGGUUCCUUAGAUUAAGUAUGCUUCCAUGUAAAACAGAAUACAUUAGUAUUUGCUGAUGUGCAUGGCAUUUGAGGUUUAUUUUAUGAUGAUAUGGCAUGAUUUGUUGCCUCCACAACCUUAUUUGAUUGAGUAGAUCUCAAAAAAGGAGUUUUUAAAAACUGAAAAGGGUGUAAUUUUUUAUGUGUGGUUGUCGAAAAUAUUGUUUUAUGUGUAAAACUAUCUGCCAGUCAGGUAGAUCAGUAUCAAUUGAGAAUGAGUGUGUGUGCUAAGUAGAUAUGUUGGCUAUCUAUGUCUCCAUUUCUCACAGGUCACUCUAAAGCCCCAGUAUAGAGUCAGGUGUGUGUGUGCGUGUGUGUGUGUGUGUGCGUAAGUGUGUGUGUGUGUCUGUGCAUGUGUUAUUAUCCAUAUCCUCAGGAGGGUCAACCCAGAACUGCCUCAAGAUGUUACUUAAUUUUCAAUUUUGGUAGCUUUAGUGACACUUCAGUAAGCUAUAAAACUUUGAAGGCUCUGUGGUUCUGUAGGUUGUUUUCUCUUCAGAGGGAGAGUCAUCUGCAGUAGGACACAGUUGGAAUAGUGUUUGGUCAUGUGGGAAUGCAGUUGAAGCCUCCUGCAGGUGCUGUGACCAGUAGUGUAGCUCUAAUAAAGCAUGCUCGGCCGCCGUAGUUGACCACACCACAAAACCACAAUGGCACGAUCACUUUGGGGUUCACCAACCUUUUUUCUUGUUUUUUGUAAGCUUAAAAAAAAUAUUUGUAUUAAUAUUCUAAAAAUGAGCACUAUCCUUUCACUUAGAGUUGCUUCAUUUUUAUUUAUUUUAUGUUUUUGUUUCUCUUUUCCUCCUUUUUCAUCACUUUCAAGGCUUGAUUCUGCUGUUUUAGAGUCAAUCACAGAAGCUUGCUAUUUUCUUUCCUCUGGUUAUUGUGUAUUGCCUCCCACAUCCCCCUGUCCCCACCCGCACCCCCCACCCCCACCCC
Messenger RNA from Thunnus maccoyii (southern bluefin tuna), 13406 nucleotides. RefSeq names its product heparan sulfate proteoglycan 2 (gene hspg2). The record is from RefSeq and is a predicted model, not a curated record. The transcript is spliced from 85 exons. Gene Ontology annotation, molecular function: protein binding; calcium ion binding. Gene Ontology annotation, cellular component: neuron projection. NCBI's taxonomy places the organism in Eukaryota, Metazoa, Chordata, Actinopteri, Scombriformes, Scombridae. Bases 606 to 11432 code for a protein of 3608 amino acids.